This is a messenger RNA of Caenorhabditis angaria, 1053 nucleotides long. The record is from the annotation of a GenBank genome assembly. NCBI's taxonomy places the organism in Eukaryota, Metazoa, Nematoda, Chromadorea, Rhabditida, Rhabditidae.
AUGUCUUAUCAUCCUGGACAUGGCCAUCGAGAUCGAAAAUAUGCCACCGAAAGAAGAGGGUUUCAAAAACCAGAUGAUUCCGCCGAUAAACCUCGAACCGGACCAUUGAUUUUAGAAGAGAAAACAAGUGAAACAACAUCGGCGCCAGUUGAAGAAUCUCUUCAAGUUCACAACAAUCCAUAUUCUAGUCUAAAUAUACAGCAACAGCGGAUACGAUUGCCUAUUUUUAAGGUGCUUUUUUAUUCGCUGAGAUAUUGAAAAAUCAAAUUUCUCAUUCAGAAUCGCGGUCAUAUUCUAUAUCUAUGUGAAAAAUAUCGAACAGUGAUAAUAGUGGGAGAAACUGGGUGUGGAAAAUCGACACAAGUUCCACAAUUUUUACUCGAAGCUGGAUGGGCGGCUGAUGGAAGACAAAUUGCAGUUACACAGCCGAGAAGGGUUGCUGUAGUUACCGUAAGUUGGGAAUUCGAAUUUUUCAAGAAAUUCAGAAUUUUUUGCAACCAAAAAAUUUGACCUAUUUUGAUAAACAGUGAUAUUGCUCAUGUUUGGUAUCAAAAAACUCAGAAUUUCAUGAGAAUUAACAUGAGCAAUAUGAUUCAAAUGCAAAUUUAUAAAUAUUUGCAGUUGGCUACUCGAGUGGCUGAGGAAAAAGAUUGUAUUCUUGGACAUGAUGUUGGUUAUACUGUAAGAUUCGAUGAUGUUUCGGAUAAACAAACAAAAAUCCGAUUUAUGACCGAUGGAUUAUUGUUAAGGGAGAUUUUAGUGGAUCCAUUAUUGGCGAAAUACAGUAUUAUAAUGAUCGACGAGGCUCACGAAAGAUCGUGUAACACGGAUAUUUUGCUAGGUCUACUGCGGAAAAUCAUGCAAAUUCGAAGCGAUUUACGAAUCAUUGUCUCUUCGGCAACUCUUGACGCCGAAUUAUUCAAGGAUUUUUUCGAGAUGAAUGAGAGUGGAAAUUCGGAAAAUGAUACGGCUGCUAUUAUUUCAGUUGAGGGGAGGACUCAUCCAGUUGCUGUGCAUCACACAAAAACGUGGGUUUUUUUUAAAGAGAUUUGA